This is a messenger RNA of Microsporum canis CBS 113480, 1089 nucleotides long. RefSeq names its product glucosamine-6-phosphate deaminase. The record is from RefSeq and is a predicted model, not a curated record. Gene Ontology annotation, cellular component: cytoplasm. The transcript is spliced from 6 exons. NCBI's taxonomy places the organism in Eukaryota, Fungi, Ascomycota, Eurotiomycetes, Onygenales, Arthrodermataceae. Gene Ontology annotation, biological process: N-acetylneuraminate catabolic process; carbohydrate metabolic process; D-glucosamine catabolic process. Bases 1 to 1089 code for a protein of 362 amino acids. Gene Ontology annotation, molecular function: identical protein binding; glucosamine-6-phosphate deaminase activity.
AUGUUACCCUCGUUGCUUCAUCUACCAACCACCAGAGAAGAGCUGUUGACGGUCUUCUACUUCUUUGAAAAACAGCCAGACAACCAGACCAACAUACUACAUCAUCAGUACGCCUUUCCUCCAGGCCGAAUCAAUGCGUUCUCUCCUUCGGCUGCCAGACCGUUUGUUCUUGGUCUGCCCACCGGAAGCAGCCCUGAGAUUGUAUACCGGAUCCUGGUCCAGCGGUACAAGGCCGGUGAAAUAUCCUUCAAGCAUGUCGUCACCUUCAACAUGAGCUACCACAGCUUCAUGUACAAAAAUCUCUUUGCCCACGUCGACAUACCACCCCGAAACAUCAACAUCCUAGACGGCAACGCCCCAGACCUGGCCAAGGAAUGUAAGAAUUUCGAGGCAAAGAUCGCCAAAGCAGGCGGCAUAGACCUGUUCCUCGGCGGCGUCGGUCCAGACGGCCACAUCGCCUUCAACGAGCCCGGCUCCAGCCUCAGCUCUCGCACUCGAGUCAAGACGCUGGCCUACGACACCAUUCUCGCCAACUCUCGCUUCUUCGACAAUGACCUGUCCCAGGUGCCUCGUACCGCACUCACAGUCGGCAUCAAGACCAUCAUGGACGCCCGCGAGGUCGUCAUCGUCGUCACGGGCGUGCACAAGGCCGUGGCCCUGCAAAAGGGUAUCGAGGGAGGCAUCAACCACAUGUGGACUCUCUCCGCCCUCCAGCUUCACCAGCAUCCUCUCAUAGUCGCGGACGAGGACGCAACGCUUGAACUAAAAGUCAAGACCGUAAAGUACUUCGAAAGCAUCGAGCUCUCGGGCACCGACGCACGCACUCAGGGACCUCCACUCGUCCAUCCGACGAAGCCAUACGUGCCCGUCCCCCCGCCAUCAGACCUCAGCACUCCGGUGGGCUCGAAGCGCGGUCUUAAAAUCGACACUGCCUUCCAGACCGGAGACGGUGACCCCGACGAGCUCACGCCAGACAGCAUGUCCUCGCGCAUCGUCGACUCUGCCAUCGCAGGCCUAGACGAGACCAUGACCCGAGGCGGUGACCUGAUUUUCGACAGGAUGGGGUCUAGAAUUCCCACCCAGGGAUGA